GGAAGCGGAAGUCGAGGUUGCUGGGGCGGCGGAGCAGCAGCAGCGGUAGCAGCAGCAGCAGCAACGUGAGCGGGAAGAUGCUUCCGCUCUCCUUGCUGAAGACGGCGCAGAACCACCCCAUGCUGGUGGAGCUGAAGAAUGGGGAGACUUACAAUGGUCACCUGGUCAGCUGUGAUAACUGGAUGAACAUCAACCUGCGCGAAGUCAUCUGCACCUCCAGGGAUGGAGACAAGUUCUGGCGGAUGCCCGAGUGCUACAUCCGAGGCAGUACCAUCAAGUACCUUCGCAUCCCCGACGAGAUCAUCGACAUGGUCAAGGAGGAGGUGGUGUCCAAGGGCAGAGGCCGGGGCGGGAUGCAGCAGCAGAAGCAACAGAAGGGGCGCGGAGUCGGUGGCCCCGGGCGGGGUGUGUUUGGUGGCCGUGGACGAGGGGGGAUCCCAGGCAGCGGCCGAGGAGGACAGCAGGAGAAGAAGCCCGGGCGUCAGGCAGCCAAGCAGUGAGGAGCCAAAGAUGGCGCCCGGACUCAAGUGCCACAGCAUGCCAGGAAGGCUGGUCCGCCGUCCCUCUUCACCCCCAAAAGAAACUCUUAGGUCCCUCUGUUUCCACGCACCUCGGGAGAGACGGAAGCAACUGCCUUCAAGUUUUGUCUCUUUUUGCUUUUAAGUACCAUUUAUUAGAAAUGAGUGUUUAAAGGCGUCUCCCCCAAGUGCAUCCACACAGUUUAGCUCUUAACUUGAGAAUCUGGAGAACCUUUUGGAGGGGCAAUUCAGCUUCACCUCUCCCCCCCCCCCCUUUUGGAAUCGUUUCCUUGCCAGGCUUCGGAACGACAGUAAUGGAGAAGACAAGCGAGGCUUUCCACUCAGAGUGUCAGGAUUAAACAAUGUAGCUUUCUUUUUAUUAGGAAAUGGGACUUGUCAAAGGCAGCUUCAGCUCCAGGUUCAGUUUUUUGGGAGUGGGGUUGGAUGAAAAGGUAUCGCCAGGCAAGGGAAUUCUGCUGGUUCCACCUGGGCUUCUAUCACACCUGUGGGACCCACAUCCCUCUUCAGCAGGAGUUUAGUCUCCCAGCCUCCCUCUGCUCCUGUCUCUUGCUCAGCCUUCCCCCCCCCAGCCCAUUGCCCCCCAGAUAUUUCCCAGGGAUGUUUGGCAAGCAGCCAGAGGGUGAAAGAAGCUACACACGGUCUGUGUCUGUUCGUCCCCCGGGAUGUUACCGGACUCUGACUCCCAUCCGCACGGCCGAUAUUCUGGGGUGCUGAUGGGAGCUCAAAUCCAGCAACAUCUGGAGGGAGUCGGGCUAAUCUCUGCUUCCAAAUUCUCCACACACCCAUUUCCCUCCCAGUGGAAUUUGUUGCCUUGGCCUCUGAGCUAAAGCAUCCCGUUCGUGUGACCCUUCUGAGAAUUUCUCGGGAGGCUGCGUGGGCCACCUCCAUGAUAUCACCAGCAGUUGGUCAGAGCCAGAAAAUGAGCUGCAACCAUUCUUUCCUUUCCUUUUCUUUUUUUAAUUAAAAAAAAUGUGCUUUGUAACCCAGUUUUAAGUUUACGAGCAGAAUAAACUUGGAAUCAGC
Messenger RNA from Zootoca vivipara (common lizard), 1562 nucleotides. It is a transcript of the gene LSM4, whose product is annotated as LSM4 homolog, U6 small nuclear RNA and mRNA degradation associated. Gene Ontology annotation, biological process: nuclear-transcribed mRNA catabolic process; mRNA splicing, via spliceosome. NCBI's taxonomy places the organism in Eukaryota, Metazoa, Chordata, Lepidosauria, Squamata, Lacertidae. Gene Ontology annotation, molecular function: RNA binding. The record is from RefSeq and is a predicted model, not a curated record.